Messenger RNA from Rhopilema esculentum, 1332 nucleotides. NCBI's taxonomy places the organism in Eukaryota, Metazoa, Cnidaria, Scyphozoa, Rhizostomeae, Rhizostomatidae. The record is from RefSeq and is a predicted model, not a curated record.
GAUACUUGGCAAAUUGCUAGGCCUCUCUUUUCAUUCCAGAUAUAUAGAAUCUUGCCACGCAAACACUGCAUUACAGUCUGCUUCAGGAUAGCAACAUGGCGCUAAGGGUUGUCACAAGAAGCUUCCUAUCAAAAUCACAGAGUUUAUAUGCAGGGAACAUAUUGGCCCAGAAAUGUUUUGCAAGCUCGGAUUCUCCAAGGAAAACCACCCAGUUGAAGAAAAUGUUGAAUUCAUCUGAACUUGAGUUUCUGAUGGAAGCCCACAAUGGCCUUGCAGCGAAAAUUGUACAAAAUGCAGGUUUCAAAGGCAUUUGGGGCAGUGGAUUAUCAAUAUCAGCAUCAUUAGGAGUUAGAGACAGCAAUGAAGCUUCUUGGACACAAGUUUUAGAUGUUCUUGAAUACAUGAGUGAUGCUACAGAUAUCCCUAUACUUUUGGAUGCUGAUACUGGCUUUGGAAAUUUUAAUAAUGCUCGCAGACUGGUACGAAAGUUAGAAGAAAGAGGUGUUGCAGGAGCCUGUAUGGAAGAUAAGUUGUUUCCUAAAACAAACUCACUUUUAGAUGGAAGAGCCCAACCAUUGGCUGAUGUAGAAGAGUUUGCCCUGAAGAUCAAGGCCUGCAAAGAUCACCAGAGAGACCCUGAUUUCUGCAUUGUAGCUAGAGUAGAGGCAUUCAUUGCUGGUUGGGGCUUGGAUGAAGCAUUGAAACGAGCCGAUGCCUAUAGAGAAGCAGGGGCUGAUGCCAUAUUGAUGCAUAGCAAGAGAAGUGACUCUUCUGAAAUUGAGGCCUUCAUGAAAGCAUGGAACAACAAGUGCCCAGUGAUAAUUGUGCCAACCAAGUAUUACAAAACACCAACAGAUACAUUUAGAGACUGGAAAGUGUCAACAAUUAUUUGGGCAAAUCACAAUGUGAGAUCUGCUAUAACUGCCAUGCAAAACACAACAAACACAAUCUUCAAAGAACAGUCAUUGGUCAAUGUUGAGCCAAAUAUUGCAACUGUUAAAGAUAUAUUUGCUUUGCAAAACGACCAAGAGUUAGUUGAAGCAGAAAAGAUUUAUCUUCCUAAAAACUGAAACAAGUAUCAUCAUAGGUAUUGACAUUUAUAUUAGAAAUCAAUUAUUAUCCUUAGGGAAAAAAACAGUGCUCCUUGUCAGGGAAUGAUGGUUGAAUUGUUUUUAUACUUAGAAAUAUUGUAUUCAUAAUAGCUAAGAAAAUUUCUUUGAGAACAGAACAAAAUAAAGUUAUAUUGUGUUUCAAAUGCAGGAUGAAUUUUAACAUAUAUACAAUGUAAAUUCAAAUUCAAAUUCGUAUCAAAGAUGACCUUUUGACUAGAAA